UGAAAAUGGCAUUAAGAAUAUUCUUUCUUUCUAUGAGUCUGGAAAAUUGCGUUUUCAACAAAUACUUACGCAGGAUGUGUAUAAAACUGAGCCCCGAGUAGCUACUGGAUGCUGCGCACAAAAUGUAGUUAAUUACACUCACACUCAACUUGAGAAUAUGGAGAAAUACAAAUCAAUCCAAGCGUUAACUGUUCAACAGAACACUUCAGCAUCUGAAACUAGCCAUUCAAAACAGAUACGUCACGUUACUACAGAUGCAGAGAAAAUGAUACUUAUCCAAUUAUUUAGAUUCGAAGAUUUACCUCCGAAGACGCAAUCUCAGAAGUGUUGUUGCAACUCCAAACUGUUUUUUCAAGCUGGAUGGCUGAAAGAAUCAAACAGUAUUGGAGAAAUAACCGUCCCAACCCCAACAAGAGAAUUAAAAAAAUAG
This is a messenger RNA of Ambispora gerdemannii, 430 nucleotides long. NCBI's taxonomy places the organism in Eukaryota, Fungi, Glomeromycota, Glomeromycetes, Archaeosporales, Ambisporaceae. The record is from the annotation of a GenBank genome assembly.